GUGUGUGUGUGUGUGUGUGUGUGUGUAUGUGUGUGUGUGUGUGUGUGCUUAUUGAAUCAGAGUGAGGGAGAAGGAACGGAAGUGUCUCUUUUUCCUUUUGGAGCAGGCACAGCUCAAUCCUUUCUCUCACGUUUGCCGAGUCGUGCCGGGUGGGAGACAAAACGACAACAACAAAAUAACCGAUGGACAAGAUGAACCACAGCUCAGCCGAGGCGGAGGCUGAGACCAUAGAACCACUGCGUUACCUCAGUAAAGGGGAGGCAGCGGCCAUUGAGACAGAGCUACUGAGGGACUACAGGUUUGGACAACAGCAGCUGAUAGAGAUCUGGGGACAGGCGUGCGCCCUCGCCAUCACUAAGGCCUACCCUCUCAACUCUCUAGCAAAGAAGCAGCCAACAGUGCUGGUGAUCUGUGGUCCGGAUCAAAACGGCUCCAUCGGCCUGGUGUGUGCCCGGCACCUCCGCAUGUAUGAAUAUGAGCCCACCAUCUACCACCCUCAACGCUCCUCUCAGAGUCUACACCAGGACUUCACAGUUCAGUGUGAGAAGAUGGAUAUCCCCUCCCUCUCCUAUCUCCCCACAGAGGUGCAGCUCAUAAACGAUGCCUACAACCUAGUGAUUGAUGCCAUGCUGGGCCCAGAUGCAGACUGUGCCAACAUUAAAGAGCCCUACCCCGGUAUCCUGGUCACCCUGAAGCAAGUCAAGAUCCCCAUCGCCAGUGUGGAUGUGCCCUCAGGUUGGGACGUAGAGGAACCGAGUCAGGAUGGCAUCAACCCAGAAGUUCUCAUCUCACUCACCGCACCAAAGAAGUGCGCCAUAAGUUUCUCGGGGAAGCAUUUCUUGGCCGGACGCUUCCUGCCCUAUGACAUCCAGAAAAAAUACGACCUCAACCUCCCAGAAUACCCUGGCACAGACUGUCUCAUAGAAUUGUAACACAUGGGAAACAUAGUCAGAGUGACCACUCCUCAUUUUGAAAAAAUCGUAUGGUUGAUCCCUUCUCUUGUUUUGUAUUUUAUAGAUUGUAAAUGUGAUUUAAUGUUUUAACAGCUUGGUUCUGUAGAUCGGGCUACACCUUUAGCCUAAAUGUGCUGUUGAGCUGCAGUAGAAGGAUAAUAUGUAGAAGCUGUGGAUUGAGUCAAGUCUUUUUAUGGAAUGGCAUGAGUUCUUGUGUCAGUCUACUUGUAAAAGCUGUAGCAUUACACUGUUUUCUGAUUACUUUGCAAAAGACAGAAAUUUCUUCAGAGAGAUUCAUUUUCUAUGACGCUAACCAAUGGAAUGUUUUAUUUUUUUUGGCCCUUCAAACCUUUUUUUAAUGUUCCUGUUCAGAUGCUUUUAUGUUUAACUUUCUACUGAAAUGUGCUGCUGAGAUGAGAUGUUGUGUAUGUUGGCCAUUUAGAUAUUUCUGUUUGUGUAUUUUUUGUUUUUUUGGUCAGCCUGCACUUUUUGUUUCAGUUACUUCAUCAGCUGUUACAAAA
Anoplopoma fimbria (sablefish) is the source of this 1474-nucleotide messenger RNA. It is a transcript of the gene yjefn3, whose product is annotated as YjeF N-terminal domain containing 3. The record is from RefSeq and is a predicted model, not a curated record. The transcript has 6 exons. NCBI's taxonomy places the organism in Eukaryota, Metazoa, Chordata, Actinopteri, Perciformes, Anoplopomatidae. Gene Ontology annotation, molecular function: NAD(P)HX epimerase activity. Gene Ontology annotation, cellular component: mitochondrion. Bases 183 to 932 code for a protein of 249 amino acids.